Messenger RNA from Argiope bruennichi, 4048 nucleotides. RefSeq names its product etoposide-induced protein 2.4 homolog (gene tank). The record is from RefSeq and is a predicted model, not a curated record. The coding region runs from base 160 to 1062 and encodes 300 amino acids. Gene Ontology annotation, cellular component: endoplasmic reticulum. Lineage: Eukaryota; Metazoa; Arthropoda; Arachnida; Araneae; Araneidae. Gene Ontology annotation, biological process: macroautophagy. The transcript has a single exon.
UGCUAUUGUUAUGAUCUCGCGGGAGUGCGAAUAAUGAGUCCGAUGUAAUGAAAUUGCGUUUUACUGAGUGGAAAAUUUUACUUUUGAAUAAUUUAAAACGCAUUCAUUCUAUUUUAUUAAUUUAUUCAUUACUGAUGAUUCUAAUUUUUAUAUAUUAAUAUGGAAUUUCUGAAGACAGUAUUAAUAUUGACUCUUCAUGGUAUGCGCGAUUGCUUUAAUGGCGUACUUGCUUCUAUAAAAUUUUGCUCAAAAACUCAGAAUUCCCGGAGAGUACGGGAAGAAGUUAGAAGCAGUAGCGAUGAGCCCAAAACAAUGUCUAGUGUUUUAAUACAAUGUGGAGUUUUUGGAUUCCUAGUGUGGCUCCCUAUAUAUUUAUUUCGAAAUGUUUUGAUGAACUGUAUUUACGAAUAUUUCUGUUCCUAUUUGUCUGAAGACGAUUUGGGAUCAAUUACAUUUUUGCCAGCUGUCCUCAGUUGGAUAUUUUUCUUCUUUUGGACUUUUCCUUUAUUUAUCAUUAAUAGAUUUUUAAAUCUAUCGUGGGAUCAACAAGUUGCUGAUAUUACUUCUGAAAAAGCAGGCAUAAAGAAAAAGGAUAUUUUUGGUGUUACUGGAUCAUGGAGCGACCAAGUAACCAGCAUAGGUGUACAAGUUCUUUACAUGAUACAAUGCAUCAUGAUACAGUAUUUGCCAUUCUCUAGUAUUAUUAGAUAUGUAGCUUCAACUUUCCUGCUGUCUCUUUUAUAUUCAAUGUAUGCUUUUGAAUAUAAAUGGUGUUUAAAAGGGUGGUCUUUACAAAAGCGGAUACAUUUUAUUGAAACAAAAUGGCCAUAUUUUGUUGGAUUUGGACUUCCACUGGCAGUUGCAACAGCAUAUGUUGAAAGUUACUCAUUAAUGGACAGUACAUGCCUGUUUUCAGUUUUGUUUCCAUUCUGUGUGGUAGGAAGUACUAUAACAUUCGAUAGUAAAUUAAAAGACUUCAGGUCUCCAUUUAGAGUAUUUAAGUUUGCUGCAUGCAUUACUGACUUUGUAUACUAUCAUAUUUGCAAAUGGCUGUUAAGGUAACAGUAGUUUUCCAUUAUAUCAGUUAAAUCUUAUUUAAUAAAUGUUUUGUUGUUAAUUGUUCUGUCAGUUUAUUUUAUUUUAUUAAGAAACUCUUAAAUCUUGAUUUUGUAACUUUAAAAUAAUACUGAGUGCUAUUGUGAUAAGUAUGUUUGUUAUUUUCAGAAUUUGCCUGUAGUGCAAUUUUAAUUUCAUUUAAGCAGUCUACUCUGAACUAUUUUAGUGCAUUUUAAACUAAUGAGCUUGUAAAUAAUGCAUGGAAAAUAUAUCAAGAUUUGCUUAUUGUGAUGAUGAAUUUUUAAAUAUAUACAUCUGUGAUAGUUUUUGAUUUCCUUUUAUUAUAAAUGAAAUGCUUAUAAUAUUUGGCAUAUGUAUAAUAGAUUCUUAAUAAUAAUAAUAGAUAUUCUUAAAAAUUGAGACACAGUUCACAGUUAAUGUGAUCAGUAAAAUUUUUAUGAAUUUGUGUAUGAUUCUCGUGAAUAGAUUUUCAGUUUUUGAAUAUGUAUUUUGCAAUGCUUAUUUCUUUAAUUGUAAAUUAAUUGAAGAUACAUUUUAUGCAAUUGUAAGUAUAAAUUAUGUUUACAUCCUUUCAGAAAAGGGUUUUUAACAUAUAUAUAACAAUGGUUUCUAAUAUAACAUUUAUGAUAUAUUAGUUUCUCUGUAUAUAUGAAAAAAAUUCAUUUUUUUAAAGAUAUGGUUACAAAAUAACCUGAAAUUCAAUUUUAUUAAGAUAGUUAAAAAUGAAAUAGAAUUUCAUAAAUAUUAACUAUCCAAAAAAAAAAAGUUUUUUAAAGCAAACUCAUUUUAAAUAUUAUUAUACCAAUUUUAUCAUUCUUUGGUAGCCUUUUUUUUAUUAUUAUUAUUAGAUUUGAUGGCAAAGUUUUGUAGCUAAAAUCAUUAGAUUGCGAAUUCCGUUGCCAAUCUAGCCUAACAUUCUUUACGAAUGCAUGCAUUAUACCCAUUGAAUUUAGUAAUAUCAACUUUUAUUAUUUUAUUACUUUUUCUCCUAGUUUUAAAAUUAACUCCCAUUUGCUUGUUAAUAAUUUAUUUUUGUUUAUUAUGAAAAUUGAAUUCUUUUAUUUUUCCAGAUAACCUUACUCUUGUAUAUUAUUUCUUUUUAUGAAAAUCAGUAUAAGAUAGCUUUGGUCUUUUAAAGAAAAACUUAAGAAAUAAUCUUGUGAUUUUUUUUUAGUUCAGUUUUGAUUGUUAUUAAUCAUAGAUUAUAUUGUGUUUGUUAACCAUAUGUCUGCCAAAUUGUAUAAAAAAAGCUCUAGGUAUGGCAAUUUUAUUCCAAAAAAUAUGUUUUUCAUUUUAAAAUUACUGUUUUUGUUUCAUAAGGCAUACAAUUUGGUUAUUAUUUUGCCAAUAAAAAAUGCUAUUAAUCAAUAAAUGGAAUUUGUAUUGGGAAAUUCAUACAUUUUAUAUUGCGUGUUGUUAAUGAAAAUAGUUGUAAAGGCAGCAUCCUAUCUUAAAUUCAAAUUUUAGUAAAAUAUGUGUCUUACAUUUUCUUGUCAUAUGUUUAAUUUUAAUUUUAAAGUUAUUUGUUUCCUUUCUUGUGGUGUGUGUGUGUGUAAGAUUAACAUAAAGUUUGCUACUUUAUAAAUUAACUUAUUUUCUGUGAUUAGUUCUAUUUUAAAUUAUCAAAAAUCGAAUAAAUUGUAUGUUAAAGAUUACUGUGUGUGUUUCUGUGAUACUUUCCUAUUGUGUUUAGUUUAGGAAAACCCAUUUUAGCAUGACAAAUAGAUUAAUAGUAUUAUGCAUUAUAUCAUCUUAUUUUUCUUUGCUGAUAACUUGUCUUAAGUUGUUGGAUUCAUAAGUUCACAAAUAUUGUAAAAGAAAGUCAUAUAAAAUUAUAAUUUUUCCUGUUUGAUUUUGUCCAAUGAAAUAUUUAAUUAUAUUCAGUUAAUAUCAAAUAUAUAAAAAAUAAAUAUUUAUGAGUGUAAAUUCAAAAUGAAAUAUACUUAUGUAUGCAUGACUGUGUGUGUAUAAAUUGGCCAUAAAUUUGAAAUUUUGCUUGUAAUUAUAUCUUUUGAUAACUAGUAAUUGGAUACUGAUGAGUAUGUGAAAAAGUUUUUUUUAGAUUAUAAUUUUUUAAAUUUAUUUAUUAAAUAUGUUUGUAUGCAAUUUUUUUUUCUCCACGUAACAUGGAAAAUCAUGUUCUUACUACAAUUAAUGUAUAAUAUAAUGAAAGACAUCUAAAAAAAGAUGCCUUUUAACACUUAUGUAAGUAUUUUUUGUAGGAAAAUCGAAUAAAUUAUAGUUAGGAAAAUUUAAUCUUUGUAAAAGUUAAAUCAUCAAUUUAAGGCAAGACACUUUUAAAUUGCUAUACUGGUAUGCAUUCGUUUGAUAAUGGUUCCACAAUAUUUGUUUGUCAUAAAAUUUUCUUUUAAUAACAUUUGUGACUAUCCAUGACUACUUUUUUUAGUUAGAUCAACAUUAGUUCAAAAUUUUAAUUAAGAGUUUCAAAAUACAAAAUUUCAACUAGAAAAGCUUUUACAAAAAUAAGUGUAUAUUAAAGUUAAUAGCUAUAUAUGUAAUAAAGUUUUUUAUCCAUACCUUUUGAAAAUAAUAAAUCAGCAAUUUCUUAUGCAUUAUAUAUAUGUUAUGUUCAUUAUUUUGAAUUUAUAAGAAGUCAAACUAUAAAUUUAGUACUUCAUUUAUUUAUUUUUACUAUUAGACAAGCAGUUGAAAGUGAUGAUACAGCGUUCAUAAAAUAGUGGCAUAGAGACUGGAAUAAUUGCAAUCUUAACUAAAAAAACAUGUUUAAUAAAAUGCCUUUUCAUUUUAAGCACUGUGUUUGUACCCUAAUCAGAUACUUUAUAUAUAAUAUUUGAAUGACUACAGUUUGUAGAUCUUCAUGUUGUAUUUAGUGUAUUGCAGCUAUUCAAUAGUCUCGUCAUUCCAUUAAAAAAUUUUGUAAUAAAAAGAAUUUAUUAAAUAGAAAUUGAUAAAUUAUAAAAAUGAAGGAAAAAACAAUGACUAAAUCUUA